UUCACUGGCUCUCCCGGUUAGCUUUGUCAAGUUUUUCCUUCCUUCACAGAUCGAACAUUUGCUUUCUCUGCCUUUGAUAUUCUCUCUUGCUGUGAUUCGAUUCUCUCUGUUCUCUGCAACUAUUCUGUUUUUCUCACAGGCGCAACACCGAUUGUUUUUCAUACUUUAAGGCAAAUAUCUUGUGACAAUGAAGCCUGCCAAAGGAAAGGGGGCACCAAGGACCUCUAAAGAAGCUGUUAAACCUGUAGAUGACAGAAAGGUUGGAAAGAGAAAGGCAGCUGAUAAGAGUAGCAAAGGUCAAGCUGGAAAGGACAAACGGGCCAAGAAAGACCCAAACAAACCAAAGAGGCCUGCUAGUGCAUUCUUUGUUUUCCUUGAGGAAUUUAGAACCACUUUCAAGAAAGAAAAUCCAAAUGUGAAGGCUGUCUCAGCGGUUGGAAAAGCUGGAGGACAGAAGUGGAAGUCCAUGACUGAUGCUGAAAAAGCUCCAUAUGAAGCCAAAGCCGCGAAAAGGAAGACAGAUUAUGAAAAGCUUAUGAACGCGUAUAACAAGCAGGAUGACGGUGAUGAAGAGUCAGACAAGUCAAAAUCUGAAAUAAACGACGAGGAUGAGGCCAGCGCUGAGGAAGGACAGCAGAAGCAGGAGGAUGAGGAGGAAGAUGAAGAGGAGCAGGAGGAUGAAGACGACGAUGACUCUGACUACUAAAACAGAUGGUUUUGUCCUAUGCAAAUAUAAGGGAAUGAUCCUGCAUUUUGUAUGUUCAUAUCUAUAGGUUAUAAAGGGUGAUGCCCUUUGGUCCUGGGUAACAUUCCCUUGUCCUAUGAUGAUGAUAAUAGCUACUGGGAUCGAUAUCCCCUCUAUUUAGUAUUUUGCUUGGUUUGUGUGUGAUCAUGUAAUUCGCAUUUCUAAACGCUUAUUUGCCUAUGAGAAUGAGAGUCGAGUCUUGUUGUCAAA
Tripterygium wilfordii is the source of this 955-nucleotide messenger RNA. Its product is annotated as high mobility group B protein 1-like. The transcript is spliced from 8 exons. Lineage: Eukaryota; Viridiplantae; Streptophyta; Magnoliopsida; Celastrales; Celastraceae. Bases 188 to 706 code for a protein of 172 amino acids. The record is from RefSeq and is a predicted model, not a curated record.